Molecule: messenger RNA, 2145 nt
Organism: Diatraea saccharalis (sugarcane borer)
Lineage: Eukaryota; Metazoa; Arthropoda; Insecta; Lepidoptera; Crambidae
Source: the annotation of a GenBank genome assembly
AAACUUUCAUUUUUCGUUUUGCUUGCUGCUGUCAGUCAUAGAGAAAAGCAAUAAACUGACUGUCAGUUUUUAUGUCUUAGAGAGUAGUGAUCGUUUGAACAUGGAUAUUUUCGAUAAUUUAUAUUAUUAAUUAUGGCUUCGUCUAUGCAAAAUAACAGAGUGUCGCCUUCGGGUUAUUGUGUAUGUUGUAGAGUGUGCAAUAUGUGGUGUUGGAGAGCUUUUAAGUGGCUCCCAGUGUUGUUGAUAGUUUCGAUCGUAACUUGGUCCUACUAUGCCUACGUUAUUCAAUUGUGCAUUUUCACAAUCGAAACGACAGUACAACAGUGUCUUUACUUGGUGUUUUAUCAUAUUUUAUUGAUCAUGUUCGCUUGGUCUUAUUGGAAAACAAUAUUUGCAGAUAUAAAACCAAUUCCUGACAAGUAUAAAUUGCCUGAAUCAGAAUUGGAGAAAUUAUUGAGUGCAGAAUCGGAAGAUGGACAACGGGCCAUUCUUGAAAACUUUGCAAAAGAUCUUCCAAUAGUAACAAGAACAAUGUCCGGCUCAGUCCGGUAUUGCAACCGUUGCGUACUAGUGAAGCCCGAUCGCGCUCACCACUGCAGCAUCUGCUCUCGCUGCGUGCUCAAGAUGGACCACCACUGCCCGUGGGUGAACAACUGUGUGUGCUACCAUAACUAUAAGUUCUUCAUGCUGUUCCUCGGGUACGCAUUGCUGUACUGCCUUUUCAUCAUGUCCACGUGCCUGCCGUACUUCAUUAGAUUUUGGAAGUUUGUCUCACAGGGUGAGUUCGGUGCGGCGGCGGGCGCGGGGCGUUACCACAUCGUGUUCGCUUUCUUCGUCUCGCUCAUGUUCGCUAUCUCGCUCGGCUCGCUGUUCGGCUACCACUGUUACUUGGUGGCGAAUAACAGGACCACUUUAGAAGCGUUCCGGGCGCCCAUGUUCCGAGGUGGGGCAGACAAGAAUGGUUUCUCUAUAGGCGCCUAUAAUAACUUCAAAGAGGUGUUCGGUAAUAGUCCGAACCUCUGGAUGGUACCAGUCUUCACAAGCCUGGGGGACGGGUGCGAAUUCCCAGUGCGGCGUGAACAUCAACUGCAGACCUUCACUACCCCCCACGAAGCCCACGGUUACGAGUCAAUGGGCACAACUCGCUCCAGCGUGGAGGUCGGACACGAGACUGAAAGAUGGAGACUCUGCCCUAGAAAGGGGCGAACCGUCCCACAAAUAGUAUAAGAAUACCGUAUUUAAUAAUAACAGUUCAAUACUAAUCUUAUUUCAUUCACAAAAUAAUAUUACUUAAUUAUAUUUACAAUAAAUUUGUUUAAUUAAACAUGCUUUUUCAUUCAUUGGCAUUCACCUUAUUCAAAUGCGAAGUCAAAAGUUAAGUCAUUCACUUCUUUUUUUAUUAUAGAAUAAUUUUUGCUGUACAAUUAUUUACGGAAUCAGUGUCCUUUUGCAUGCUAAUUUUAUGACGAAUUAUCGUCGGUACUACGGCAGCUUUUAGUCAGAUAGAGACACAGCGUGCUGAGAAAUGUGUUGACGCCUUAUUUUAGUUAGAAUCAUUAGGAUCACGCUUAACGUAGAUUUAAAUAAGAUACGUCCAUUUGCAUUUUCGAUAGGUCAUAGCUUAUACGACUUAUGUCUGUACUUUUAAAACGAAAAGUAUGUAAAUAAGUUUUUAUUAUUAAAAUGUAAUAGAGGUACAGAUAUAUGUAAAAAAAACGCAACAAUGACAACCAUAACACCGGAAUUCGCUUACAUUGACAUGUAACACACGUUGCGCACAAUUUUAUCUAUAAGUCCAUGGAGUCGUAUUUUGUUUGAACUUAUGGAUGUGGAUAGUUUUGGAGACGGCAUCGUGUAUCCGCUACCGCAGAAAGAAGAAGACACAGAGUCUUUACUCAGCUCGGAGCGUUGGGACCGCUGGGGUGAGCGUGCGCGCCCGUUCGACGAACGCGAGAGUUCGUCCUAUGACGAACUAUGAGUGUAAGCUCGGCCACCGGAGCUAUGGUACAGGCUUGUGUCGCCGAACGGACACGAAUGUUCGUCCGAAUGUUCAUAUGUUGUUACUUUAUGAAUUCUUUAAGAACUAUUUGUCAAUAGUUUUUCUAAGUACAGUGGAUUGUUUUUAUCUGGAAUUUUGACGUCUCA